This is a messenger RNA of Drosophila mojavensis, 826 nucleotides long. RefSeq names its product translocon-associated protein subunit delta (gene Tapdelta). NCBI's taxonomy places the organism in Eukaryota, Metazoa, Arthropoda, Insecta, Diptera, Drosophilidae. Gene Ontology annotation, cellular component: endomembrane system; endoplasmic reticulum; membrane. The transcript is spliced from 2 exons. The record is from RefSeq and is a predicted model, not a curated record. The coding region runs from base 131 to 631 and encodes 166 amino acids.
GGCUGUCAAGUGACGUUUGCUGUCGUGGCGUUGAUAGACAUAGAAAGUAGCUGCCGCCGCAUUGGGUUUGAGUCGUACGUCGGACUUUUGAUACACUAAUUAAUUAAACACUAAAAAAAUCACGGUGAUAAUGCAACGCCAAACACUCGUGCUCUGCUUGAUUGCGCUCGCCUGCGCCACGGGCGCCCAGGCCAGCUGCAAGGCCACGUUGACCGCCUUCAGCACACAGGACGCAACAAUUCUGACGCAGUUGGCUCAUGUUGCCGAGUUCACCUUGCAGUGCAGCAACUCGGCGCAGCCCAGCCUGUUCGCAGAGUUCCCCUGCGGCAAGGUUGUGCCCGUCGCCAAGGUGGGCGAUAGCAAAUACCAGGUGAGCUGGGUGGAGGACAUCAAGCAGGGCAGCAGCGGCAAUGUGCUGGUGCGUCUCUUCGACGAGGACGGCUAUGCCAAUGUGCGCAAGGCACAGCGCGAUGGUGACAAGGUCUCCUCCGUCAAAUCUCUGCUGGACAUCACCGUGCCCACAAAGAGCGCCUACAAGGGACCCUGGAUCAAGGCUGAGCUGCUCGCCGCUGUGCUGGUUGGCGGCGUUGCCUACUUCGCCUUCACCACCAAGAGCAAGGUGCAGUCGUAAAGUGGAGCGUGUGCAUCAACUUCCUGAAUGAAAUUCAUUCACCAUACCAAGUAGUAACAAAUUAACGACAUUAUCCGCGAUUCAUGUACCAGAUUCCAUUGAGAUUUUCACCAUUUUCAUAUCGUUAAGCUUCAUUUAGUACGAGAAUCGUGUAAAUAAAUUGUUCCGAGUCCAAACAACAACAACAACAACUAA